UGACACGAGCGUCGUUGUCACCGCAGGUUCAGUCACGGCGGAGAUUUUGAGCGACAUGAAAGCAACACUUCACGCGUUUGACUUCGAGCGUCAGUUUGACGACCGAGUGGCGAAUGAGUGGUUUCAGGAGAACUGCGGACUGGCGUUUGUGUUGUCUGGCACAUAUGCGGCUGGGAUAUAUUUUGGCCGUGUCUUGAUGAAGGACAGACAGAAGUGUGACCUGCGGACUCCUCUCAUGCUCUGGUCUUUAUGUUUGGCCAUAUUCAGUGUCAUUGGUGCCAUGAGGACGAGCUGGUACGUGAUCAAUGUUGUGUCAUGGGACGGGUUCCAUCAGUCCGUGUGUGACACGGCGUUCUUCAGCGCCCCCGUCAGCAAGUUCUGGGCGUUUGCGUUUACCAUCAGCAAAGUCCCUGAGCUCGGUGACACUGUGUUCAUCGUUCUUCGUAAGCAGCGUUUGAUUUUCUUGCACUGGUAUCAUCACAUCACAGUUCUUCUCUACACCUGGUACUCAUACAGAGACCGUGUGGCCGGAGGCGGCUGGUUCAUGUCCAUGAAUUACACCGUUCACGCCGUCAUGUACAGUUACUACGCAGCUAAAGCCGGCGGUCUGCGCGUGCCGAGGCCGGUGGCCGUUCUCAUCACAGCGCUGCAGAUUGUGCAGAUGAUUGUGGGUUUCAGCCUGAUGGGACUCGUGUACAGAUGGAGAGAUGAAGUCCACUGCGUGGCCAACCCAAACAACCUGAUGUGUGGAUCUGUCAUGUAUCUGAGUUACCUGCUGCUCUUCUCUUCCUUCUUCUAUCAGUCGUACAUCAGAGGAGCCGCCGGGCCGGACGACAAGAGACCAAUGAAACGAGAGUAAGAACGUAAAGGAGAGCUCAGUGUGCACGUCUGAGAGUGAAUGUGAGUGAAUCACUGCUGCGGAUGUGAGGAAAAAAAACAUCAUCACCACGUCAGACAAGAAAUGACUGAACAUUAGUCUGUACUACUACAUGAAUGCAUCUGAUUGUUUUAAUCUGCUCGGGAGUGACGAGUUAAUUCAUCGUAAAGGGUUUUUUAAUCAUUACAAGUGGAAAUACUCAGGGCAAACACUUUAAUAACAUUUGUUGUUUUGUUUUAUGUAACGUUUAAAUAAUAAAAGAGCGAGUUUAUGCUGUAAAACAGAUUGGUCAUGUGACACUUUCUUGUGAUUUAUUAUCGUUUUGGUUAAACACUGUUUACUUUCUGUCUGAUGAUCAGAACACGUGUGAGAUCAGAUUUUCAUGAGCGGUUAGUGUACACUAGUCAGGGUUCAUCUGGUUGAAUGCCAGAGCUGUAGAAAUGUUGCAACACCUGUUCAGGUGAGAUAGUCAUCACAUCACAUUCUGUUCUACAGAGAGAUUCUCCCGCAUCUGUAAACCCGUCUCUUAAAACGUCAGGAUUUGAGUUUACAUUUGUUAUUUGUGUAACAUUGACAAAUAACUAAUAAACAUGAUAUUUUGUGCAGCUUUUUCU
Molecule: messenger RNA, 1491 nt
Organism: Triplophysa rosa
Lineage: Eukaryota; Metazoa; Chordata; Actinopteri; Cypriniformes; Nemacheilidae
Product: Elongation of very long chain fatty acids protein 6-like
Exons: 4
Coding region: 56-859 (267 amino acids)
Biological process (GO): very long-chain fatty acid biosynthetic process; fatty acid elongation, saturated fatty acid; fatty acid elongation, polyunsaturated fatty acid
Cellular component (GO): endoplasmic reticulum membrane
Molecular function (GO): fatty acid elongase activity
Source: RefSeq, a predicted model, not a curated record